Molecule: messenger RNA, 984 nt
Organism: Pyrenophora tritici-repentis Pt-1C-BFP
Lineage: Eukaryota; Fungi; Ascomycota; Dothideomycetes; Pleosporales; Pleosporaceae
Product: KptA, RNA:NAD 2'-phosphotransferase
Biological process (GO): tRNA splicing, via endonucleolytic cleavage and ligation
Molecular function (GO): tRNA 2'-phosphotransferase activity
Source: RefSeq, a predicted model, not a curated record
AUGGCAAGAGGCGGCCGGGGUGGAGGUAGUCGCAACCCAGGGAAUCAGCCAAGAGAAGUGCAAGUAUCGAGAAAGAUCAGUUGGCUGCUGAGGCAUGGUGCCAGUCAAGAAGGAUUGAACUUGGGCAAGGGUGGCUAUGUCAAUGUGCAGGACGCGCUCAACACCCACGCCCUGAAGAGCCUGAGAAUCACAUUCGUAGAACUCCGCGACAUAGUCGCAAACAACGACAAACAGCGCUUCUCCAUGAUCCCCGCAUCAUCACUCGACCAAGUCCCAGCCGACGACAACACCACUGAUCAGCCAGCCCCGGAACAACCGUUCCCAAGCAUCUCCGACUCCGACAACCCAGCAGACUACCUGAUCCGCGCAAACCAAGGCCACUCCAUCAAAGUCGACUCCGAAGGUCUCCUCGUCCCAAUCACCAAAGAGACCGGCAACAUCCCCGACACAGUUGUCCACGGCACCGAUGAGCGUGCGUGGAACCUUAUCCUCAAGGGCGGCGGCCUGCGUCGUAUGGGGCGGAAUCAUAUCCACUUUGCGUCGGGCUUGCCCGCUGGCUUCAAGGCCCUCGAUUCGAGCUCUGCGUCUACAGAGGAGAAGGAAGCUGCGCCUGUCAUCUCUGGUAUGCGCAAGAAUUCGUCUGUGCUCAUCUAUGUUGAUAUCGAGACUGCCAUGGCUGCUGGUAUCAAAUUUUUCGUGUCGGAGAAUGGCGUUAUUUUGACGGAGGGGGAUGAGAACGGACUGUUGUCAUAUACCUUCUUCAAGCUGGUGGAGAGUAGGAAGAAGGAUGGGGGUGUGUUGAUGAGUGAUGGCAAGUUGCCCGAGGGGGUGGUUGUGAAUGUCGAGGAGUGGGAGGCUGAGAUCGGUGAUGGCAAGAGAGGCAAUAGGGGAGGACGGGGAGGAAGAGGUGGUAGAGGCGGUCGUGGUAGGGGAGGCAAGGCAAGAGCAGGUGAAGAUGCGAAGGAUACGACUGCCGAAGCUUAG